GUUUUGUUUUGCUAAGCAGGUUCUUAUGGUUGAGGCUGUCUUAAACUCCCAUUCGUCCAGCUUCUCCCUCUCAAGUAAUAGGAUUACAAGCAUUCCUAGCUGUUAAAUUUUGAGGGUCCCCCCCCUCCUAUAGCAUCCUAUGUAACCCAGAUUGGGCUCAACUCUGAUAUCUGGGGGGUGACCUUGAACUUCUGACGCUCCUGCCUCAACCUCUGAGGUUUUUUUUUUUGUUUUUUUUUUUUUUUUUUGGUUUUUCGAGACAGGGUUUCUCUGUAUAGUCUUGGCUAUCCUGGAACUCUCACUUUGUAGACCAGGCUGGCCUCGAACUCAGAGAUCCUCCUGCCUUUGCCUCCCAAGUGCUGGGAUUAUAGGCAUACGCCACCACCGCCUGGCUUCCCCAGACUUUCAAACACACAUACAACACAGCUACCCAGCAUGGGUCCAGGAUGGGGAACAAAACAUCCUGACAUCUUCCUCAUGCGGCACCACCCACUAGAUUCCUCAGUACCAUUCACACGGAGGCCCAGAGCUCUAUGCCUCUCUUUUGCCUUACAUAGUGGUUGAUUGAUUGCCCCAAGAACAGAGGGGAAGGGAAGGCCAACCCACCACUUGAGAGGUUUGGUUCAUGGGUGUCUUGGACAACAAAAGGACCACGUAGGAGCCCCGCUUGGACAACUCUCUGGCUGUUCUCUCCCUCUACGCACUUAGUCCCUGCUCCUUGGUAUCUGACUACUUCCGAGCCCACUUCGUGUCCUACAUUCUAUUCUGAUCUGUGGCCAAGCUGGGGUUCUUCAACCAUUCAUUUAUAGAGCAGCGAAUUCCCGAGAGUCUGGGUGGGGUGAGGUGGGAGCACCGAAUGAGGAGGCUUCCUUGGGAAGGUGGGCCUGUGUUCUUUAGAUGACUGCAGGGAAGCUCUGCAAAGCUUCUUCAUCUGGGGUGCGAGCAGAAGUGACUCAAGAGAAACUUCUCGGGGCUGAAGAGAUGGCUCAGCGGUUCACUGCCAUCGGUAAUGGGAGCUGAUGCCCUCUUCUGGUGUGUCUGAAGAGAGUUAAUAAUGUACUCGCAUAAAAUAAAUAGAAAAUAAAUAAAUCGAGAGAGAGAGAGAGAGAGAGAGAGAGAGAAACUUUUCCCGUGUAAGAGAAAAGCCACCUGGGAGAAAAAAAAAAAGCCUCUGGAUUCCAUCCAGCGCCCUCUCCAGACCCGCUGAGAGUACUGAGGGCGUGGCCCGAGGAGUGAUUGACAGCUCGCUCGGAUCAGCCUGGAGACGACGGACUCCUGCUCCUUCUGCCUACUGAUCCCCAGCUCUUCGGUCCCCAGCUUCUGCGAUUUUGGUUGUGGCGCGGACCAGACCGGAAGUUCUGCUCAACGACUGCCUAGUCUAAAGAGGAACACCGGAAACGUGCUCCCGACUAUCGUUCCGCCUGUGCCGAGGCUAUCUGUUCCGCUUCAGCGCCCGGAAGUGCGGCCUUCAAGUUGACAAGCAGGAGGACCUGCAGGACCUGCUGCCUGAGGAGUCGGAGGUGGGGUCGAGCGGGCAUCCCCCUGCCUCAGAGUCCCAGAGAAGGCUGGGGCGUGCCAGGAGCGGCACGCCUGCGUGAGGAUCGGUGUGCACGUUGCGAACACAAGAGGGCGCUGCAGGAUCGGGGCAGGGUGCGGAGGCGGGAAACUGGGGGUAGAUGUAGCGGGCCUGAAGGGGACUCUGGCAUAGAUAGGGUGGGAGUGAGACAGGCUGAUGGAACAAGGUGCAUGGCAUGGGUGAGGGAGUUGUAGCGAGAAUGCUGUAGGAGAUGUGGGAGAGUGUGCCUUUGUUCUGAGGCAUUCAGGAAGGUUCUGCUGCAUCUGAGGAGUCCGGGCGUUCGAGAAGUAGGAUGGCAGCCACAGAGGCAGUGCACCACAUCCACCUACAGAACUUUUCGCGCUCACUACUGGAGACCCUCAAUGGGCAGAGGCUAGGCGGUCACUUCUGUGAUGUGACCGUGCGCAUCCGUGAGGCUUCUCUGCGUGCUCACCGCUGUGUGCUGGCCGCUGGCUCACCCUUCUUUCAGGAUAAACUGCUGCUCGGCCACUCAGAGAUUCGUGUGCCACCAGUGGUGCCUGCGCAGACAGUGCGCCAGCUGGUCGAGUUCCUUUACAGCGGCUCGUUGGUGGUGGCACAGGGCGAAGCGCUGCAGGUACUCACUGCAGCGUCGGUGCUUCGCAUCCAGACCGUCAUUGACGAGUGCACACAGAUCAUCGCUCGUGCCCGUGUCCCCAACACCCCGGCGCCUGCGCCUCUGCCACCACCCGUGCCCCCUCCACUAGCACCCGCGCAGCUGCGCCACCGUCUGCGCCACUUGCUGGCCGCCCGCCCCCCGGGUCAUCCCAACGCCGCGCACAGCCGCAAGCAGCGCCAGCCCGCGCGUCUUCAGCUACCUGCACCCCCAGCACCCAUCAAGGCUGAGGGGCCUGAUGCGGAGCCAGCGCUGACUGCCGCGCCUGAAGACAGAGGUGAAGAGGAUGACGAUGAGGAAACGGAUGAAGAAACCGACGCUGAAGAAGGUGAAGGAGGCGGCGGCGGCCCGGGUGAGGGCCAGGCUCCCCCUGCCUUCCCCGACUGUGCAGGGGGCUUCCUUACCACUGCAGCUGACAGCGCUCGAGAGGAUCCCCCUGCAUCCACUGGCAUCACUGAUUAUGGUGGUGCCGGGAGAGAUUUCCUUCGGGGGACUGGGGUCACUGAAGAUGUGUUCCCAGAUAGUUAUGUGUCCGCUUGGCAUGAGGAAAGCAGCGGAGGGCCAGAAAGUUGUCCGGUGGAAACGUCUGCUCCACCCGACUGUGCCCUGGCUGGGCCUCGCCCAACAGGUGUGAAGACCCCAGGGCCCCCCGUGGCUCUCUUUCCCUUUCACUUGGGUGCUCCCGGCCCCCCAGCGCCAACACCUCCUACUCCAUCUGGGCCAGCCCCUGCACCCCCGCCCACCUUCUACCCCACGCUCCAGCCAGAUGCAGCCCCCAGUGCUCAGCUGGGAGAAACGCAGGCGGUGCCAGCGGCCCCUGCCGCUCAGGCCACAGCCAUCUCUGGCACUCCUGUGCGCGCCCCGGGUGGCCAAGGUGCUGAGCAACCCGCCUAUGAGUGUAGCCACUGCCGCAAGACGUUCAGCUCGCGGAAAAACUACACCAAGCACAUGUUCAUCCACUCUGGGGAGAAGCCACAUCAGUGCGCUGUGUGUUGGCGAUCCUUCUCGCUACGCGAUUACCUGCUCAAGCAUAUGGUCACACACACUGGCGUGCGAGCCUUCCAGUGUGCAGUGUGUGCCAAGCGCUUCACUCAGAAGAGCUCCCUCAACGUGCACAUGCGCACACAUAGGCCUGAGCGUGCGCCCUGCCCUGCCUGUGGGAAAGUUUUCUCACACCGUGCACUGCUGGAGCGACACCUUGCAGCUCACCCUGCACCUUGAUCGGGAGCCAGCUUCACACUGCCGGCUGCUGCAGUCUAGGACUUGGACUAGGUUCACUCCACCAGAUGGCUUCUGCUCUGGAGUACGGACCCUUCCCUUUCCCCAAGCUGAACCUGUUUUCCCUGUGGACUUGGGACCCAGAACCCUAUUUCUCUCCUACACUUGCUUAGCUUCUCUCUAUGGGACAGCGAGAUGCUUAGGGCCCCUGCCACCUCAGAGACCAUUUCCAGAUUGAGCUGGGCAAACACAUUCUUGGAACCUGAUGCUGGAUUUGUGACUCACCCCCCGCCAGGUAUGGUGUCUAGAAUUGUCCUCUGCCCCUGUGCUGGGCUAGAAUUCUCUGACCUCACCCCCCAAAGUCUGGAGCCACCCUUCCCUCAUUGGGCACCUAUGGAGGCCCAGAUGGACCUCCCUAGGGAUUUUAGGAUUCCAAUCUAAUAAAGGACAUUGGGCCAGUACAUGCCUCGUAGGCUUUCUGGGCUGUGGGCUUGGGGCUUGGUCCCUACGUUCCUGACUUGCACUUUUGCGGUGACCUGAGAUUUCCUGAGUAGGUAGGCACAAUUUGCUUUGAUAUCCUAGACUUGGAUUUUCUUUUUUUUUUUUUUUUUUUUUUUUUAGAUUUAUUUAUUGGUUAUAUGUAAGUACACUGUAGCUGUCUUCAGACACUCCAGAAGAGGGAGUCAGAUCUCGUUAUGGAUGGUUGUGAGCCACCAUGUGGUUGGUGGGAUUUGAACUCUGGACCUUCGGAAGAGCAGUCGGGUGCUCUUACUCACUGAGCCAUCUCACCAGCCCCAGACUUGGAUUUUUGGAUUUUUGGGUGGGUAGGCUGUGUAUAUAACAGUCCUGAAGUGUUCAGCCCUAUGGGCAGGGGAGUCGCAGUCCCAUUGUUGGCUGCUACAUUUCUACAAUGCAGGAAUGGAGUCCCCUUUCAACCAGAAGCCUUUUAGAUUUAAGACUCCACCUCCCUCAUCUUGACGUCCAUGAAUGUUGGACACCUACUCGUGAGAUGUUCAGGAGGGUUCUUGGGGGCCAAGCUGCCUUAAGGGACUUUGAACCCUGGAUGUUAAGCACUAAGUGUUAGAGAACCCAGAGUGAACUGAAUGGCUGUGUUAGAUAAGUGGGAUGCAAAAAUGGGUAGGACCCAGCUUGCCAACUGAAUAACCUAGUGACCUAGUGUCAAAGAAACCCAUGUUAGAUCUCUCAGCUCACGGAAGUAUUAUCCUCCGGGUCUCCUGCCCGUGUCUUAUGCGUCCAUACCUCACUGUAAGGAUCGGGUGCUAGGGGAAGAAGGGCUCUAGCCUACAAGGCCAGGCUCCAGCCCUACCUGUGUGUCUUCUGGGCCCGUAGGGUUCCUCUGUGGCUGGGCAUCACAAGCAUAGCUCAGCCUCCGAGUCCCAACGUUAUGAGAGCUGCUUAGAUUCAGCACAACUCAAAUAGCAAGGCAAAAUAAAACAAAAUGUAAUAAAUCCACUACUGAUAGAUCAGGAAUACGGUCUCAGGAGCUGAACUGCAAUUCCCCUUCUUGCCCUCAGCCAGAAUGUUGCAGAGCUUUUUUGGUUUUUGGUUUUUGGUUUUUCGAGAAAGGGUUUCUCUGUAUAGCCCUGGCUGUCCUGGAACUCACUCUGUAGACCAGGCUGGCCUCGAACUCAGAGAUCUGCCUGCCUCUGCCUCCCUAGUGCUGGUGUUACAGAGCUUUUAAGCCUGAAAGCCACAAAUGUCUGUUGCAAGUUACAUUUUUCUACCAAUUAGGAUUCACAGAUAGGUGACUUCCUCAUGCUGAUGCUUUUGGGUUAUUGAACUGUGGUGAGCCAAUUUGCUUGGCAUUCACAUCUCAACUUGCCAACCAGGAUGUCAGUUGCCCAGGUACAUGUCUCCGUGUCUCUUUCUACCAACCAGGAUGUCAGUUACCUAGGGAGGUCUCGGGAACAUAAACUUUGACCCCUGUUGAAAAUGGAAGUUUUAUUCAAAAUGGCUUCAGUCUGGUUCCUUCUUACAUCCCUCCCUUGGCUUUUCACAUUAUUCAAACUAUUGAUUAUUUCACAGCAUAAGGGCUUGUUUUGGGUCCUUAGGACCAUGAGCAAAACUGAGUAGCAGGAGGAAAAGGAGGGCCAGGGAUCCUGGUGUAGUGAGCAGGGUGGUUAGCUUAACAGGAUUAGAGCUGGGCAGAUACCAACCCUCUAUGGCGAUUUUGUCUACUUACCUGUCAAUAAACUGAAGUUAUAA
Messenger RNA from Mus musculus (house mouse), 5654 nucleotides. RefSeq names its product zinc finger and BTB domain containing 45 (gene Zbtb45). Gene Ontology annotation, cellular component: nucleus. The coding region runs from base 1869 to 3431 and encodes 520 amino acids. NCBI's taxonomy places the organism in Eukaryota, Metazoa, Chordata, Mammalia, Rodentia, Muridae. Gene Ontology annotation, molecular function: sequence-specific double-stranded DNA binding. The transcript is spliced from 3 exons. The record is from RefSeq and is a predicted model, not a curated record.